Thermochaetoides thermophila DSM 1495 is the source of this 570-nucleotide messenger RNA. RefSeq lists its product as uncharacterized. Lineage: Eukaryota; Fungi; Ascomycota; Sordariomycetes; Sordariales; Chaetomiaceae. The transcript has a single exon. The record is from RefSeq and is a predicted model, not a curated record. The coding region runs from base 1 to 570 and encodes 189 amino acids.
AUGGAACAUUCAUCACCGCAGCAACCCAACAGCUCCAACGACUACCAGCCCAGCCCUACCGCCACAAACAGCACAUCAUCCGUGGCCCCAAUGACAUCAACAGCAUCAGCAUUGUACGCCCGUCGGGCGGCCAAGAACCCCCCCUUCGAAGCCAAAAUCCAACAUAUGUCCCUCAAGCUUGCCCCCCUCGUCCAGCUAACAACGGGUCUCGUCCACCCUAACUUCCCGCGCACGCUCCUCGCCUUUUGGCUAUUAACAGAAGACCAACUAGACGAUCUGGCACACUUCUACCACCAGCGCACGCCGUGCGAGUGGACGCAGCACUACCCGUGCCCCGUGUCGUGGCCGCCAGGGCUGACGCUCGAGGAGAAGCGGAGGAAGCUGGGCAAGUUUAUUGGAUUGAGGGGGUGCGAUACGCCUAUUGAGCAGCUGGUAAGGGACGAUGUUGCCAAGGCCAUGGAGAGGAGUGAAGAGGAUAUCGAGAGAGACGCUGCUGAAGUCAGGAGGAGGGGAGGGACGAGCAGUGGUGAUGACAUGGAUGAGAUCAGGAGGAAAAUGGGGUGGUACUAA